Molecule: messenger RNA, 390 nt
Organism: Micromonas commoda
Lineage: Eukaryota; Viridiplantae; Chlorophyta; Mamiellophyceae; Mamiellales; Mamiellaceae
Exons: 1
Coding region: 1-390 (129 amino acids)
Molecular function (GO): peptidyl-prolyl cis-trans isomerase activity
Source: RefSeq, a predicted model, not a curated record
AUGCCGCCCACGCUCGAACUCCAGAUCGAGCGCGCGGGCGAUGGGAAGAACUACCCGAAGAAGGGCGACAACGUUUCUGUCCACUACACGAUGAGGCUCAGCAGCGGGCGAGAGGUGGACAACUCGUACAAGCGCAAGACCCCGUUCCGGUUCAGGGUGGCGAGCGGGCAGGUCGUGAAGGGAUGGGACCAGGCGGUAACACAACUGAGCGUGGGAGAGAAGGCGACCACGACGUUCCCAGCAAACCUGGCCUUCGGCAGGACCGGACUGCCUGGUCUGAUCCCGCCAAAUCAAGACCUAAACGUUACUCUCGAGCUUGUCUCCAUCGAGACCGACGCGGACGUGGAGGCGAUGCUCACCGGGGACGAUUCUUUCGCGGUGGCGGAGUGA